Molecule: messenger RNA, 897 nt
Organism: Heterobasidion irregulare TC 32-1
Lineage: Eukaryota; Fungi; Basidiomycota; Agaricomycetes; Russulales; Bondarzewiaceae
Exons: 1
Coding region: 1-897 (298 amino acids)
Source: RefSeq, a predicted model, not a curated record
AUGCUUCCAUCCAUACCCACUGCAAAGGACCCCUUUUCUAGUGCCACGAACCCAGGGUCUCUGACGGAUGCGCUAACAUCUAAAGCAAGCGAUAAUGUUAGCUCAAGUGACAGCAAAGGAACCCACAUUCUUACCUCGCACCUGCCGAUGCCGGCCCCAGUUCCUUGUCUUGAUCAGUACCUAGAAACUCUGGAUGAGUUGACCACACUCCCCGAUCCACCGUCUAUUCCUGCAGAGACAAUCAGCAAAUGGCGCAAGAGGGCCGAGUCACAGUUACCUACCCAGACGGAAACAAAGCAAAUGAAGAAUGUUCAAGAGAUAGAUCAGGGCGCACCUUGCGCUAUCAAAGCGACACGUCAGCCAACACUGACUAUGACUGAAAGGUCAGAUAUCAGCGCACGCGUCGGAAUCAGCCGCUCAGCAAUGGCCAGCAAGAAACUCAAAGCUGCCAUGCUGGAAGGGACAUUUUCCAUGAAUCAGAAAAAGCUAGCCAGGUUUAAAGGAGAGUGUUCAGCUUAUGACUCUAUGGCCCAAUUCUGCACCGAGGACUCACGCUGGGAGGUCUUCCACUCGCGCUGUGGAAAGUGGGUGAAGAUCACUGAGGCUUACCUGGCCUCCAGGUUUGUGCAGCACGUUCUUCGCUGUAAGACACAGGAGACGACACGAGCAACGACGCUAGAUGUGUGGUUCAAGCCAGUGAAGUCCGCCAUCAAAUUACAACCAGCGCCGCAGAUUUUGCAGAACAAAGUCCACUCAAAGCCAGAGAGCGCUCGUCUAGAUGGAAUCGUUGUGCGUCCCUACAAUGGGAUUACCAUCGACAUCUGGCCUGAAGUUGCCAAACUAAUCGAGCGUGGCGUCAGGAGUGGAGGAGGACAGAAUGUCUUCGAUAUCUCUUGA